AUGGCGCUCCCCCGCGGCCUCCUCCUCGCCGCCGCAUUGUCGCUGCUCCUCCUCGCCGGCGCAGACGCGGGCACGGUGGGCGUGAACUGGGGCCGCGUCGCGAACGACCUCCCCACCCCAUCCGCAGUCGUCCAGCUCCUGAAGCAGCACGGCAUCGCCCAAGUCAAGCUCUACGACACCGAGCCCACAGUCCUCCGCGCGCUCGCCAACAGCGGCGUCAAGGUCGUCGUCGCGCUCCCCAACGAGCAGCUCGCCGCCGCCGCCAAGCGCCCCUCCUACGCCCUCGCGUGGGUGCGCCGCAACGUGGCGGCCUACUACCCAUCAACCCAGAUCCAGGCCAUCGCGGUCGGCAACGAGGUCUUCGCCACCGCCCCCAACGCCACCGCCCAGCUCGUCCCCGCCAUGCGCAACAUCCAGGCCGCCCUCGCGCGGCUCAACAUCGACAAGGCCGUCAAGGUGUCCUCCCCCAUCGCGCUCACCGCGCUGGCCAACUCCUACCCUCCCUCCGCCGGCGUGUUCCGGGAGGAGCUGGCCCAGCCGGUCAUGAAGCCGAUGCUGGAGUUUCUCGCGCAGACGGGGUCGUACCUCAUGGUGAACGCGUACCCGUUCUUCGCCUACGCGGACAACGCGGGCGUCGUGUCGCUCGACUACGCGCUCUUCCGCCCCAACGCCGGCGUGCUCGACCCCGGCACCGGGCUCAAGUACUACAGCCUGCUCGACGCGCAGCUCGACGCCGUCUUUUCCGCCGUCGCGAAGCUCGGCGGGAGCUACAGCGGCGUGCGCGUGGUGGUGUCGGAGACCGGGUGGCCGUCGAAGGGGGAUGCGAAGGAGGUCGGCGCCGGCGCGGGCAACGCGGCGGCGUACAACGGGAACCUGGUGCGGCGCGUGCUGUCCGGGAACGCCGGCACGCCGCGCCGGCCCGACGCGGACGUGGACGUCUACCUCUUCGCGCUCUUCAACGAGAACCAGAAGCCCGGGCCGGCCUCGGAGCGCAACUACGGGGUUUUCUACCCCAACCAGAAGCAGGUCUACGACGUCCAGUUCGUCCUCGGCGGGAAGUCCGUCGGCAACGGCGGCGGCGGCGGGCUCGGGUGGCAGGACAACGGCGCCCCGAACACGAGCGGGGGCGGCGGCGGGGUGAAGGCGGUGGCGUCGCCGGGGUCGGCGUGGUGCGUGGCGAACGCGAUGGCCGGGGAGUCGCGGCUGAAGGCGGCGCUGGACUACGCGUGCGGGCCCGGCGGCGCGGACUGCCGUGGCAUCCAGCCCGGAGCGGCGUGCUUCGAGCCGAACACCAUGGUGUCGCACGCGUCGUACGCCUUCAACGACUACUACCAGCGCAAGGGCCGCUCCAUCGGCACCUGCGACUUCGCCGGCGCCGCCUACGUCGUCAACCAGGCACCGUCAAAGAUGGGCAAGUGCGAGCUCCCCUCCACUGUCUGAACUGGAACGACGCUUUCUUCUCAGGGAUGGAAAACCAGUGAGAGACCCAGGACCAGACGAUCUGCAUCUGGGUUAACCAAAAUAUCUAUGGCAGGAAAAGAGGGAGGGAAGGGAUGUUGGAAUCUCGGCUCGCUUUCUCACUUUCUUUACCAGCAUUGCUUGACUACUGCAGCAUGUUUGCUGCAUCGAUAGCAGUAUAGUAGUACGGAGUAGUAAGAACCAAGUACUGUAGCUAAUAUAGCUAGCUGUGCGUCUUUUGCAGCUUUGGGGAACGGGUCAUACCUUUGUUUAAUUGGGCUCUGUAACUAUGAUGCUAUUAAUCACUACUAUAAGCUUCACUUAGUACUAA
Lolium rigidum is the source of this 1789-nucleotide messenger RNA. Its product is annotated as glucan endo-1,3-beta-glucosidase 12-like. The record is from RefSeq and is a predicted model, not a curated record. The transcript has 3 exons. Gene Ontology annotation, biological process: carbohydrate metabolic process. Gene Ontology annotation, cellular component: plasma membrane. Lineage: Eukaryota; Viridiplantae; Streptophyta; Magnoliopsida; Poales; Poaceae. The coding region runs from base 1 to 1440 and encodes 479 amino acids. Gene Ontology annotation, molecular function: hydrolase activity, hydrolyzing O-glycosyl compounds.